Messenger RNA from Pecten maximus, 867 nucleotides. RefSeq names its product endo-1,4-beta-xylanase B-like. The coding region runs from base 1 to 867 and encodes 288 amino acids. The transcript has a single exon. The record is from RefSeq and is a predicted model, not a curated record. NCBI's taxonomy places the organism in Eukaryota, Metazoa, Mollusca, Bivalvia, Pectinida, Pectinidae.
AUGUCCUGUUUCUCCAGUAAAGUCCAGUCUGGGUAUCAAGGUUUCUAUGUCCCUGGUUUCUCCAGUAAAGCCCGGUCUUGGUAUCAGGGUUUCUAUUUAAUCGGUCUCUCCAGUAAAGUCCGGUCUGGGUAUCAAGGUUUCUAUGUCCCUGGUUUCUCCAGUAAAGUCCAGUCUGGGUAUCAGGGUUUCUAUGUCCCUGGCUUCUCCAGUAAAGUCCGGUCUGGGUAUCAAGGUUUCUAUGUAACCGGUCUCUCCAGUAAAGUCCAGUCUGGGUAUCAGGGUUUCUAUGUCCCUGGUUUCUCCAGUGAAGCCCGGUCUGGGUAUCAGGGUUUCUAUGUCCCUGGUUUCUCCAGUAAAAUCCAGUCUGGGUAUCAAGGUUUCUAUGUAACCGGUCUCUCCAGUAAAGUCCAGUCUGGGUAUCAAGGUUUCUAUGUCCCUGGUUUCUCCAGUAAAGCCCGGUCUGGGUAUCAGGGUUUCUAUGUCCCUGGUUUCUCCAGUAAAGUCCAGUCUUGGUAUCAGGGUUUCUAUGUAACCGGUCUCUCCAGUAAAGUCCAGUCUGGGUAUCAGGGUUUCUAUGUACUGGUUUCUCCAGUAAAGCCCGGUCUGGGUAUCAGGGUUUCUAUAUCCCUGGUUUCUCCAGUAAAGCCCUGUCUGGGUAUCAGGAUUUCUAUGUUCCUGGUUUCUCCAGUGAAGCCCGGUCUGGGUAUCAGUGUUUCUAUGUUCCUGGUUUCUCCAGUGAAGCCCGGUCUGGGUAUCAGGGUUUCUAUGUCCCUGGUUUCUCCAGUGAAGUCCAGUCUGGGUAUCAGGGUUUCUAUGUCCCUGGUUUCUCCAGUAAAGUCCAGUCUGUGUAUCAGGGUUUCUAUGUAA